This is a messenger RNA of Hypoxylon fragiforme, 1035 nucleotides long. RefSeq names its product LicD family-domain-containing protein. The transcript has 2 exons. The coding region runs from base 1 to 1035 and encodes 344 amino acids. NCBI's taxonomy places the organism in Eukaryota, Fungi, Ascomycota, Sordariomycetes, Xylariales, Hypoxylaceae. The record is from RefSeq and is a predicted model, not a curated record.
AUGCAUACCACGCCCCCCUUUCUGCUCCUGCUCCUCCUCCUCGUCACAGCCGCGGCGGCGCUGCCCGGCAAGCCUCCAUCGGGCGGCAGCAACAGCCAAAAGACGACCUCCAACACUAACGACAACAACAACAAGAAGGGCAGCAGCGGCCGCAAAAAAGCCGAAGACACGCAACCCAAGUACUUCCACGAGGCCGGGUACACGAUGGAGCUAGGGCACUACGACGCGCGGUACUUCCAAGGUGUGGUGCCCUACGCGGAGCACCGGCCCGCGCUGCGGCGGCUGAUCCGGUCGUGGCUGACGACGGCGCGGGAGCUGGGCGUCGACACGUGGAUCGCGCACGGCACGCUGCUGGGGUGGUGGUGGAACGGGCGCGUGAUGCCCUGGGACUACGACCUGGACGUCCAGAUGCCGACGACGACGCUGUCGUUUCUGGGGAGGCACUUUAAUCGCACGCUGCAUGAUUAUAGGUUUCUUGUUGAAGGGGGGGAGGGGGAGGGGGGUAAUGGCACCGCUGAUGGGGGAGGAGGAGGAGAAGGAGGAGGGGGUGAGCCGUCCUACGUGAACAAAACGUACCUCCUGGACAUCAACCCGCACCACACGGACAUCGGGCGCGGCAACGGCGCCAACAUCAUCGACGGGCGCUGGAUCGACGUGAGCAACGGGCUGUUCGUGGAUAUCACGGGCCUGGCGGAGCGCGACCCCGCGGCGAGCCCGGGGGUCUGGAGCUGUAAGAACGCGCACCGCUACCGCACUACUGAGCUGUACCCGCUGCGCCGCGCUGAGUUCGAGGGCGUCCCGGCUGGCAUACCGUAUGCGUUUGAUAAGAUACUGACGGAUGAGUAUGGGGCCAAGAGCCUUGUGUCUACUGAGUGGGCUGGACACCAUUGGAUGCCAGAGCUCAAGGAGUGGGUGAGGAUGCCAGAGGAGGAGCAGAAGCAGGCGGAGGCAAAGCUGAAUAACCAGCAGAAGCAGCAGGAUAAUGGAAACGCGGUCGUGGUUGUCGUGGAGAAGACGGUUGUGAAAGGGGGUUAG